Molecule: messenger RNA, 1522 nt
Organism: Gambusia affinis (western mosquitofish)
Lineage: Eukaryota; Metazoa; Chordata; Actinopteri; Cyprinodontiformes; Poeciliidae
Gene: odam
Product: odontogenic, ameloblast associated
Exons: 10
Coding region: 64-777 (237 amino acids)
Source: RefSeq, a predicted model, not a curated record
GCAUCUGGACCUGAAAGAGGAGGUAGACACUGAAAGGGAGAGAAGAGAAGAGCAACGGAUACGAUGAAGCUGCAAAGUGCCCUUUUGGUAAUCUUCCUUCUUAGGUCAAGCCUUGCUCUGCCAGUUCAGAUUGGAAUUAUUGCAAGCAACAGCAAUGAGAUCCUGAGACUGAAUGGAUUGACUCUUGCAGCUCUUGGACAAACACAGGGCUCAAUAUUACCCCAGUAUGUUCUGCAGCAGCAAACACCGGACGUCUUGCUCACCCCACAGUUAUUGAAUUUGAACCCACAACUGGGAGGUCCUUUUGGUCCCCAGGGGCCACAGCUGCUGCUUCCCAACCAAGGCAACCCGCUAACACCCAUGCUUGUCCCUAACGGGCAGCAAGAGCAGCUUGGACCAGCACAAGACCCCAACAAUCCCAACGGUCCUCAGCAAGCCCAGAACCCAGUCCAGAUGUAUCCACAGUUUCAGUAUCCAUCUUUUGGAUUCCCACAGCUUCACAGACAGCAGGGCUACUCUUACUUUGUACCCCGGUAUGGCUAUGCCCAGCAGAGGAACACUGCGGUUCUGCCCAACAAUGGACAGCAGAAACUGGAAAGAACCACACAAAGACCCCAACUCCCACUGCAGCAGGGCUCUAAGCUACAGACAGAAAAGACAUGGCCAGCAGGGGCUAAGAAAGAGUCCACCACUGUUCCCCCUGAUCCCCGCGGUGAUGCAACUGGUCCUGGGACUGAUGAGGGUAAUGGCAGCUUUCCCUUCCUGUUUGAGCCGUAGACGUUAGGAGGAAAAACGAAGCAUCACUGCUGAGGGGAAAAGGCCUGGGGGAAUACUUGCCACAACUUAACUGAAGCUUUGACUACAUUUUAAAUAAAUAAAUAACCAAAUGAAUAUACAAAUAAUUUUGUCAAAUGAAAUUAUUUAAUUGAAUGUGAAUCUUAUUGAUUUUGCAUCUGUCUCAAAUUUCAAUUCUAAUAAUAUUGUCAUCAGAAAUAUGGUAUAGUACAAAAUAAUUGGAUAAGUAAAUAAAAAAAAUCCUGCCAACCCGUAAAAGGUAGUGCUGCCACUUCAUAUAUUUCUUUCAAUUAAGUUUAUUACUAGGAUUUUGUGUUGCAAAUGUCACAACAAUUACUGUUAGCACUUCUUCAAAACAACAUUUAAAGGCAUGAAAAGUGGACAUUAAUGCCUCUAAUGAACAUGUUGAACUCCAACAGACAGUUUGUUCAAUUUAACUUCUCUUUUCACCAAGUUACUCAAAAGUAGAGACCAGUAACUUGAUUUUUUUCCAAUUUAUUGAAUUAAAGAUUUUUAACAAUGAACUGGACAUUAAAUUUCUUUAAAGUGACCUUUAAUUAAUUUUGUUUUCUUGUAUUAAACAAAGUUGCACUUUCAGUGAUGCUUUUACUAAAGGCACUGGAGGGGACACCAAUUAUAUUGUUUUUUAAAAAUAAUAUUACAUAUAAUUUAAGAUUCAGAAUUUUGCCUUGUUCUGUACUUGAAAAAAAAAAAAAAUUUAAAAAAA